Xylaria bambusicola is the source of this 1823-nucleotide messenger RNA. RefSeq lists its product as uncharacterized. The coding region runs from base 249 to 1094 and encodes 281 amino acids. The transcript has 3 exons. Gene Ontology annotation, cellular component: ESCRT I complex. Lineage: Eukaryota; Fungi; Ascomycota; Sordariomycetes; Xylariales; Xylariaceae. The record is from RefSeq and is a predicted model, not a curated record. Gene Ontology annotation, biological process: protein targeting to membrane; ubiquitin-dependent protein catabolic process via the multivesicular body sorting pathway; protein targeting to vacuole.
UACCCCGGGCCCUUUGGUGCCCAUUGCAUUCAGAGCUAGGUUAGGUCAGGCCAUGCACAAGCUAUUUCAUCUAAUUUCAAUGUUCACGAUUACUCUUUUUUUCCAUCGGAUUUGGGAGCAAGUAUAUACAUGUACCUAGGCUAAGCUAAAGCGGCGGACACGCUAGCCGCUGAGUUGCGCGCGUCUAGAACCAGAGUACCAGACAUACAGGUAGCAGUACGUCACCUUGACUAGGUCCAUAACGAACCAUGUACGCAACCUCAACACCACCUCCACCCCCGCCAAAACCUAGCAGCCACGAUGUGAGUCGUCUCGGGACGCCCACUGGAAACUCUCCCCGUCCAGCCCCGCCCGCUCCAGACCAUCCAUACGGCGGUGAUGGCUUGGAGAGGACGAGGAAUGCGAGUAGCCGGUUUCUAGAGCCUGCCGCCCCCGUCGACGUCGCUUCAGGCUUGAUUCCUGUGCCAACAACCACACCGAGCGGCAUCGUGCGACAGCAAGAGCCCAUCCCAGAUCCUGGCGAUGCUUGGUUGCCUAAAAUUCUAGAGGACAAGUCAAAACAAGAUCUCGCCGAAAUACUAAGUAAUCCGUCCAUGCUACAAGCCUUGACUGUCUCUCCCGCGACGAUACACCCAUCGCUUGCUCAGACUCAAGACACCCUUUUGUCUGCGCUUGACGAGAAUAUAUCCCUAGCACAACAUCUCGCCGACCUGGAAACAAGACUUACACAUCAGCGUGCCUCCACUCAGGCCCAGCUUCUCUCGGCCCAUGCCCUCGAACGACAGUGGCGUUCCAAGCAGGUUGAUAUGGACGCUGCUCUUGCACCCUUCGCCCCCAACGCCCUCUAUGCGCGCCUCACUCAGUCCUUACAAGAGCAGGAGAUGCUAUGCGCCGCUAUGGAGGAGAGCUUCUUGGAAGGGGAGGGCACGCAAAGAGGCGGCAAUAAUGGAGGCGACGAUUUUGGGGGCGGUCUCGCCACGGAACGGGAAACACUCGACUGGGUUCGGAGGUAUCGGGAAGCACGCCGGCUGUGCUAUCUUCGGCAAGAACGUAAGGAGAGGUGGAACGAGAGGCGCGUUGGUGGGUGGCGAUGAAACUAUCCCAUCAUCAAUUUCGUUCAAAACUACGCACACAUCUACCUAGGAACGAUGACGCCGCAACCACUGGCGAACGAUUACUUCGCCGUUGCCGAAGCCUUACUGACUAUAGUCACGGGAGUCGAUGCAAUUCUUUGGACUAAGGCGCUCGCAACGAACCAAGAUCGCCCAUCAGGGACGGUAGCCAAUCUUGACGGUGUUUCCAAGACACCCGACCAUAUUUACGCACCCACAAAUGGGUGACGUGGCGAACUCAGAAGCAUUUCUCACAGCGUGAGAAUAUGAGUCCGGCGUGGGUGGUGUUCAUUCCAAAUAUUUGGGAUAGACUCAACUAUUGGUGGUGGGUAGAUCUUAUAGUGAGUUGAAGAUACGCCACCAACUUGGCCUAUCACAUCAGGGUCAUCUGGCUUUGUGAUGGAUAUACUAGAUGUCAUGAUAAUUAUGUUUCGAGCGCGAAAACGCUCUAUACGAGGUAUUACGGAAGGGUUAACCGGUCCAUUCAAUCAGCUCUUCUUCAUUUAGAAGCCGUUACGCAUCUCAUACUUAGUCAGCGGCUGCCAUUUGGACACUGUUCUUCGACGUCUAUGGUAAUGCAGUCUCAAAAUGCCGUUGCCGCUUUUCGGCGCUCCAUACCUUCAGGCGCUUCUCAUGGGUAUCACUUAUAGUAUUAUUAUCCAAACCAAUAUAGCAAGGCUCGACUCAGAAUAGGACAGGAACCCUAGAAUA